AAUUUUUUUUUUUUUUUUUUUUACUUGACUCUUUGUUCAACCAAAUUCUUUUCAAAAACAUUAAAAAAAUUCAAAAUUUAAGUGGUUCUGAAUGGUUUUCAUUUCUGGGUAUUGCAAAAGGUUCCAAUUUUGGAAAUUCUAAGCAUUUUUUUUUUUUAAGGGUUUGUUUAAUUUUUUUUUUUUUUUUUUUUAAAAAAACUUUGGAAUUGAGACAGUUAUUUUGUUUUUGCUUCUGGGUAUUGCUUUGAAAUUUGUUUGACUUUUGUUCUAUAUUACUCUUGCUCUUGGGGUUUAAAUAUUUUGACUGGUUGGUUGGGGUGGGUGGGUGAUAGUUUGAUCCAUAAGAAAAGGUCUAGCACCGGAAGACAAUGCUUCUGCUAUUCAACGGUUUCAGGUUUCACCCAACUGAUGAGGAAUUGGUGGGUUAUUACUUGAACAGAAAAGUGCAGGGGCUUGAAAUUGAGCUCGAAGUAAUACCGGUUAUCGAUUUGUACAAAUUCGACCCCUGGGAAUUGCCAGAGAAAUCAUUUCUUCCAAAACGAGAUAUGGAAUGGUUUUUCUUCUGUCCACGUGAUCGAAAGUACCCAAAUGGCUCGAGAACAAAUAGAGCUACUAAAGCUGGCUACUGGAAGGCCACUGGAAAAGACAGGAAGGUUGUUUGCAAGUCUGAAACUGUAACUGGUUACCGUAAGACCCUGGUUUUCUAUCGGGGACGUGCUCCUUUAGGAGAUAGAACAGAUUGGGUCAUGCAUGAGUACCGCCUUUCUGAUGAUUUUAAUCAAAGCUCACAGAAUGUUCAGGGAGCUUUUGCCUUGUGCCGUGUUGUUAAAAAGAAUGAGCACACACAGAGCCAUGGAGAACCAAAGGGCAAGAAAAUUGCCAGUAGUUCGAGCUAUGGUGAUUUCACCUCAACAAGGAUCUCGAACGAGCCUCUGAACAUCUCUGGUGACAAUUCAUCUCAUGCAAGUUACCAGCACAAUGAGAGUACUUAUUCGAGCCCAGUUACUUCUCCACACCAAGUCACUCCUGCAGUGGAAAUGGAGCAGUCAAUGACAGAGACCAAUCCUGCAAGCUUCUGGGUUUCACCUGACUACAUUCUCGAUUCAUCUAAGGACUACCCACAAUUACGAGAGACAAUGUCUCAGUACAUUCCACAGUAUGAGGUUCCUAGUUCAACGACCCAAUGGCAGUCCUAUGAACAUACAGAUAUGUCACCUAGUUCAUCAUACUCGAAUUUCACAGGGGAAGUUGAACUCGCUGAGGAUUUCAGUCGAAUUGGCUGCAUGUCGCCAUACUCAGGACAUUCAAAUUACAUGGACUUCUAUGGAAAUGAAGAUAUGCAAUAUGAGGGUUAUAACCAUACUGGUUCCUUAGGAUAUCCGAACCUCUUCUGAAACAAGUAGAGGAGAUUGGGACUUUUGCUCACAAUGCAGGGCUUUAAAAUUUCAGAAUUGGGAUCAAUAUCCUAUUUGUGGCAACCAGGUGGAGCUGAAAAGUAUUGGGAACUUAGCAUUCUAUAGAUGGAUGAAGACAGUUUGUUUAUUCUGAUUUAGGAGUCUGCUCAUAGUAAUAUUGUCCAACUGGGAUACCAUGCAAUGUGUCAUCUAUAAGGGGCCCAAGACAACGCCUUUUUAUGUUGGUUCUUGGUUGGGGAAAAAGGGGUAUAGUUAAGUAAGAAAAAAGGAUUUUCUGUAACACUUCUGUAUUGCUAUGCUUUGUUUGGAGCUGGCUUUAUGAGCUUUACCUUCUAAGUUUAUUAUUUAUGUUUUCAGGAUCAUAGUUAUCCAGGCGGUAAUCACUUUUAUCGAUUACACCUGAAGACUGGAGUUGGUUUUGGGGUUUUCUAUAUGGUCUAAUAAAGUAAGCUUCUUUCAUGGAAGCUUCCCUGUGGUACAUAUGGCAUUGCCAGUGUCAAAAGUUUUUGUAUUUUCCUCUGCCUAGUGCAUGUGGAAGCAUCUUUAUGUAUUAAAUUCCUUUCAUAUGAAAAUGAAAUAACUUUCUCAUAAA
This is a messenger RNA of Ziziphus jujuba (common jujube), 2007 nucleotides long. Its product is annotated as NAC domain-containing protein 71. Gene Ontology annotation, molecular function: DNA binding. Lineage: Eukaryota; Viridiplantae; Streptophyta; Magnoliopsida; Rosales; Rhamnaceae. The coding region runs from base 369 to 1394 and encodes 341 amino acids. The record is from RefSeq and is a predicted model, not a curated record. Gene Ontology annotation, biological process: regulation of DNA-templated transcription. The transcript has 5 exons.